Molecule: messenger RNA, 6826 nt
Organism: Alligator mississippiensis (American alligator)
Lineage: Eukaryota; Metazoa; Chordata; Crocodylia; Alligatoridae
Gene: ZNF384
Product: zinc finger protein 384
Exons: 9
Coding region: 1198-2760 (520 amino acids)
Biological process (GO): regulation of transcription by RNA polymerase II
Cellular component (GO): nucleus
Molecular function (GO): RNA polymerase II cis-regulatory region sequence-specific DNA binding; DNA-binding transcription activator activity, RNA polymerase II-specific
Source: RefSeq, a predicted model, not a curated record
CACUUCCAGGAAAAUCCAGGGAACAGUGUGAAUGGCUCCAACGGGAGGUGCCCUCCCCUCUAGCUCAGAACUAAUGCAGGUCCCUGGGGCGGGUACAGCUCGUGCACAGGGGCGGGUGGUGGGUGCCCAGAGCACAUGAUCUGGAGCACUACUCCUUUCGGCCAUUGAUUUUGGACAAGGGAGCAAGCCAGCCCAAAGGGGCUGUGGAAAUAAAGUAGAGGGCUCUUCCCUUGUGCAGCAUUAGUUUAUAUGUAGCUGUGUGUCACACAGGUGAAGUAGGAUGAGUCGAUCAAUAACACAGAGUUUCUUUAACCCCUAGUGAGCAGGAAAGGGGCAUGGGGUGUACAGGCCUCUUUUCUCUUUGGUAGUUGGGGUAUUGCUGGUGUGUAACCAAAUUUGGCCUUUUAAACUGUAUGGAAAUCAUCAGUUUCGACCGUCCCCUCCCCCCGACCUGCCAAAGCUUUGCAAGGGUGCUUUUGCAUCUUGUCAGAUGUUUGAUGUUUCAUGUUUGGCCAUCAGCCUAAAUUGUUGCCAGCAGCACUUGGAAGGCUGGCAGUAUUCCAUCCUUUAAAGAAGGUUUUCACAGGUUGAGUGUUGCUUUGUAUGCCAGUCUCAAGCGACAUAUUCAGGAUUUUGUUUAUAAAUUAUAUCUACGGUUGAUUGAAGAUCAGAAAUAAAUUUCCUUUGUGAAAGAAAGGAAAGUUGUCUACAAAGCCUACUGUCCAACCUUGCAUACCCAACCUUAAUUGUAAUCUGCUGUCACACACUCUCGCCCUUGCUGUAUCUGUGCAUGUAGGUACCAGUGAUUAAAACAAUGCUUAUGUGAAAUAUAAACCCAGCCAAUUUAGUGUGUGAAUCUGUGAAGCUCUGUAAGGGUCAUGUUGCUGAUUCGGUGAUCCUCAUGACAAACUGUAAUUAAGUGCCCUGGUUUGUUCAGUUGUUUAUUUAGUACGUGUAAAUCUGGUCUGUACAUACAUAGAAAGUAUUUUUGGUUUAUAUCAGGAGGGUACAUUGACAUCUAUCUGAUGCUAGACUGGUGAAUAGGAAGAAGGUCCCGUCACUGGCCUGUUUGUGGAAGCUGAGAUGAUGAAGGCACGUCAGUGGGAACAUGCUGUGGUGCAGGGUUGAAGCUCCAUCCCGUAUGUGAUAGUUAUAGAGCAAUUGGAAGGGUUACGUGCAGAGUGCUGGUAAACUAGGAUGGAAGAAUCUCACUUCAACUCCUCUCCGUACUUCUGGCCAACUGUGCCCACAGUCUCAGGACAGAUUGAAAACACCAUGUUCAUUAACAAGAUGAAGGAACAACUAUUGCCCACAGAGAAGGGCUGCAGCCUGGCUCCCCCCCACUACCCAACCCUGCUGACAGUGCCCACAUCUGUAGCCCUUUCCACUGGCAUCUCCAUGGACUCUGACACCAAGCCAGAGCAGCUGACCCCACACAGCCAGGCCCCCGUGACUCAGAACAUCACUGUGGUACCAGUACAGUCUGCUGGGCUCAUGACAGCAGGUCCUGGUCUGGUGAUCACCUCUCCCUCGGGUUCCCUGGUGACCACAGCCGCCUCUGCCCAAACCUUCCCCAUCUCGGCUCCUAUGAUUGUCUCCGCACUGCCUCAUGGCUCCCAGGCUGCCCUCCAGGUGGUACCUGAUCUGUCCAAGAAAGGGACUGCUGCCCUCUCUGAAGGGAGUGGGGGUGGAGGGGGUGGGGGAGUUGCCCCCAAACCUCCUCGGGGUCGCAAGAAGAAGCGAUUGCAGGAGUCGGGGCUGCCAGAGAUGAGUGACCCAUUCGUGCUAUCAAACGAGGACGAUGAGGACCAGCACAAAGAUGGCAAGACAUACAGGUGCCGGAUGUGUUCGCUGACCUUCUACUCCAAGUCGGAGAUGCAGAUCCACUCCAAGUCCCAUACGGAGACAAAGCCACACAAGUGUCCUCACUGCUCCAAGAGCUUCGCCAACAGCUCCUACCUGGCCCAGCACAUUCGUAUCCACUCAGGGGCCAAGCCCUACACGUGCAGCUACUGCCAGAAGGCCUUCCGCCAGCUCUCCCACCUGCAGCAGCACACACGGAUCCACUCCAAGCUUCACACAGCGAUUGUCAAGCCGCACAAGUGUCCUCACUGCUCCAAGAGUUUCGCCAACACCUCCUACCUGGCCCAGCACCUCCGCAUCCACUCGGGGGCCAAGCCCUACAGCUGCCGCUACUGCCAGAAGGCCUUCCGCCAGCUCUCCCAUCUGCAGCAGCACACACGCAUCCACACCGGGGACCGACCUUACAAAUGUGCUCACCCUGGGUGUGAAAAGGCUUUCACCCAGCUCUCCAACCUGCAGUCCCACAGACGGCAGCACAACAAAGACAAGCCUUUUAAGUGCCACAACUGCCACCGUGCGUACACAGACGCUGCCUCCCUGGAGGUUCACCUGGCAACGCACACGGUGAAGCAUGCCAAGGUCUACACCUGCUCCAUUUGCAGCCGGGCCUACACCUCGGAGACCUACCUGAUGAAGCACAUGCGGAAACACAAUAUCCCUGACCCACAGCAGCAAGUGGCUCAGGCCCAAGCCCAAGCCUCUCAACAGCAGCAGCAGCACUUCCAGCCGCAAGGUGGUGGGGCAGCAGGGGGCCCCUCUGGAGACACUAAUCCCCCUAACCCUCCCCCACAGUGUUCCUUUGACCUGACUCCUUACAAGACUUCAGAGCACCACAAGGACAUCUGCCUCACUGUCAGCACCAGCACCAUCCAGGUGGAGCAUCUCUCCAGCUCCUAGAGACCAUGACCCCAGGAGCAGAAAACCUCUCAUGCAUAGCCUGUGCCCAGGGGCACUGCUUGUGCAAUGGUCCCUCCUUGUGCAACAGCCUCUGGCCUCUCCUGUAACAGCCUCUCCUGGCCAUAUACCCUGUCAGUGGCAACCCCUUAAGUGACAUCCUGUCUCCAGAGGCAUCCUUUUGUGCAGCAGCCUGCCUGAUAGUGGGGUGCUGCCUUGUGUAAGAGCCCCACUCCAGUGUUGGGAUCGCUUCCUUGUGCAAGAGCCCUACAUUCUACACACAAAGCAAAGCUCCCUUUUGGCCUUCUCUAUAAUUGUAAAAUUAUAUGUGCAGGCUAUGGGGGGUGCCCCCUGGGACACGCAGGGUAGAUAAGAUGGAAAGAGUGUCAGUGUACAUCGGGGCUCGGACACAUGCUGGUGGCAGACCACAGAAGGGUCUGACAGCUGGAGGUUUUUUCUUUGAGGAUUUCCUUGUGUGUCUAAAGGAGAAUAUUCACUCUCCUCUCCUGCUUGUGAAGGGGAGGAUGGGGGGUCACUUGUCCUGCCAUAGGGCCCAGGAUGGGAGAAAUCCCCCUGCUCCCUAGAUGAAGACAAGAACUUUGUGGGAGAGAAGUGAGGGGUGUUCCCAAGGUGCCUAAGCUGCUGAGGGGUACAGAGGCCUGUAAUCUCUCCUUAUCAAUGGAGAGUAAGAGGAGUCUCUGUGAACUACUUGCUCCCUCUCCCUCCCAGCUGUAGGAGGAAGGUGGUGGAGGAGACCCCCACAAAGAUACAAGAGAAUGGGGUCCAGCUCAUUGCUCUGCCUGACAUUUGUGGAUGAUGCAAUAGUAGCUUGAUUUUUUUCCACCCCCUAAGAAGUCUGCAGGCAUCAACAGCAAACCAAAAAGCAGUUGGAGAUGAGGGUAAGAGACUGCCACAAUGAUCAUUGUUUCCCUCUCCUUAAUCCCUCUUCCAGGAAGACGUGGCAGCAGUUCUAACUCUCAAGCACCCAUCUUUCCCCUCCCCCCCUUCCCUUCCCCCCAGUUCAGUAAUCUGCCUUCUGGUUCCCAAAGCAGGGUGGGGGGAAGUGGCACAGAUCUAAGGAGCCAGCAUGAGGCAGGGAAAGGCUAGCUUCUGCUCAUAUGUUAUCAUGGGCACUCCUAGGCUCCUUGCCAAGACAGGUUGGACUCACAUGGCAGUGGUGGCAUUUUAGAUGGAGAAAAUCAGAUUCCCCAGAAGGUUGACAGUGGAAAGGGGACAGAUACCCCACAAGGAGAGACCAAUCCAAUGAGAUGGGGGAGCCACCAGGAAUAAACUGAAGGCCCCUUGAAUUUAUAUAUAUAUAUAUAAAAAUAUAAAUAUAUAUAUAAAUAUCUAUUCCCCAAUCCUGGACCGCUCUGUCCUUGCUGUAACUGUUUCUAUCUCUGUGUUUAUAAAAAUGCAUUAUCCUGGAAAAAAAAAAUUUCAAUCUUUGUUCUUCCCUCUUUCUCUCUUUGUCUCCAGCUUCCCCCUCCCCCCUGACCAUCCCCUUCCCCCUCUUUUUUUUUUUUUUGGUUUUGGUCCAUGUGAUUUAUGGUUUUUCGUGUCAUUUUUUUAUUUAUCUGGCUUUCAAUUUGGAUUGCUAGAUCAUGGAGGCUGGUUCAGAAGAAAGAAACAAAGGCAAAGAAAAAUUGUUCGAUGUUGGGAUUUAAAACGAAACUCCAGGAUUCCAAACUUCUGUAUGAAAGAGGGCUUUUUAAAAAAUAUUGUAUAGAAAUAAAUUUGUGUAAAAGGCUCCUUGGGGCAUGGUGGUGCUCAUGUGCGCAUGAAUUGUGAGCACCUGCCCCAAUGCACAAGGUAAGAAUGUGUGAGAAUUGUGUGUUCCUUCCCUGUGCACCAUAGCAUGUGAGAGCAGUAUGUCAUGUAACUGAAUCCAGAGCAGUUGUGCGAAUGCUAGAAUAGUGCAGCCCUACCUUUGUCAACAGUGGGACAUGAGCAGCAGCUCCACAGAGAAAAUUUGUGCACUUGUCUUUUGCACCAGAUGCAAGUGGGCUGGAGGUAAGGAUUGUUUACAUGCAUCUGUGACCCAGGCACUGCAGUGAAUAGUGGUGCUGUUUCAUGGAGUCAUAAUUUAGGGCCAGAGGGGGCCACCAGAUCAUCUAGUCUGACCUCAGGUAUAUUUUAGGACAUUCAUUUUCACCCAGGUUUUUUUUCUCAUAGAAACCAUUAAGUUGUUUAGCAAAAACAUAUCUUUCAAGAACACAUCCAGUCUCUGACAAGAUGGGGAACCCACCAUUUCCGUUGGUAGUUUGUUUUAAUGGUUAAUCACCAUCAUAGUUAAAAGUUGCAGCUAACUUUUAAUUUAAACUAGUCUGGCUUCAAUUUCCAGCUACAGGUUUUUAUUACAUGUUUUCCAUUAAAUUAAAAUGUGCUUACUACCCAGUGUGUCCCCUUCCUCCACCCCAUCUCCCCCAAAGUACUUAACCACCAUUAUUAAAUUUCUCCAUUUACUUUUUGAUAAGAUAAACAGAUUGAGCCCCCAAGUCUCUCACUGCUAACUAGUUCCUCCAGCCCUUGCAUUAUCUUUGUGGUUCUUUCUACAUCGUGUCCAUUUUUUUUGUCAGCAUUUUUUAAAUGUGGAUGCCAGAACUGGAGUCAGUAUUUAAUCACCAAUGAUGUAGAAGGGUGAUUUCCCCUCUGCAUACGCAUUAGUCCUCCAAGAUUCACAACAGCAUUGCACAUGGCAAACUCAAUGUUGAGUUGCUUUCCACAAUUAUCCCUAAAUCUUCAAAGUUGCUUGUUUUCAUGAGCUGGUUCUCCCAUUUUGUAGCUGUGGCCUUUACUCUUUGUUCUUAGUUAUGCAGUUUUUGCAUUUGGCUGUAUUAAAACGCUCUUUGUUUAAAUGGGCUUAGGUUUGCCAAAUGGUUUGGAUCACCAUAUGAUUGCCCUAUCUUUAUGCCCUCCAGAUUUUAUCAACAGUGGUUUUAUACUUCUAGAUCAAUUAAGGAAAUCUUGUAUUACAUCUCUCCCUUGUGCUGGUCCCUCUGAAGCCCUGCUGGAAACAGCCCCACCCCCCAUGCUGAUUCUCCAUUAACUGAGAUCUGUCAGCCUGUUCUUGAUCCAUUUAUUGUAUGCUCUAUAUUGUAUAGUGGGGAAAAAGAAUUGAUGUUGUAUGGUACCAAGUCAAAUGCCUUACAAAAGUCUAUUACAUCUAUGCAGUCAGCUUUAAAAAAAAAAAAAAAAAAAGAUAAUCUCAUCCAGGAAUGGGAUUAGAUAUUUUGGCAAAACCUUUUUUUCCAUAAAACAACGUUGACUAGUUUGGAUCAGAGAUUUAUAUUCCUGUACUUUAAUCCUUUACCAGUUAAAUCUUUUAUCAAUUUUUCUGUUGUUUUGUCUGGGAUUCCUGUCAGGCUAACCAGCCUUAUUAUACCUCGAGUAUCCUGCUGGUCCUUUUUAAAUACUGGCACAACAUUAGCGCUUUUCUGGUCUUACAAAAUUCUGCUGGUAUUCCAAGAUGUAUUAAAAGUGAAUAUUGACUGGCCAGAGUUCUACUUAUUCAACCAUUAGUAUUCUUGGGUGCAAGAUAUUCAUGCCUCCAGACUUAAAAAUGUUAUCUGAUAGUUGUUGUCUAAUAUCCUUCUUCAUUAUUACUGGACUGGAAAGAAUGCCAUCCUCAUAAUUAGAAUAUCAUCCAAUGUCUUUCUGAAUUUAGAAGUAUUUGUUGACUGCUUCUGCCUCCUGCAUUGUUGGCCUUUGUACUAUCUGUCAGUGGACUGGUAUUAUUGCCAGGGUUUAUUUUGUUCCGAAUAUACUUUGAGAGAAAAACAAGACCAAAAAUACAACCUCCUUAGUCCUGCCAUCCUGGGCUUGUCUUCUGAUGACUUCAGCUUCCCAUCUUAACUUUUUGCACUUUUCAUAAUUCUAAAUUUUUAUAUUAAUCAAUAUCUGGUUUUUCAUUUUUCUAUUAUGUUUUUGUUUCUAAUUGCUAUCAUGACUUAGUCAGUGAACCAAGGUGAACUUUUACCUAAGGUUUCCUUCCCUCUUUCUUGGUUGGGGAUAUCAUAGGUUUUGUGGCUGCGUAAUAAACUGUUCUUGAACUCAGUGUUCAUUUAGA